AUGACGCACUCCGACUCGGGGUUACACAAGAAUCCUUCAAUGAGGUGUGAAGCUUCACCAAGUAACUUUGGAUCUGAAUUUGAAGAUGGAAUGUCGCAUGGAGUACAAUCCUGUGAUGCCCCUGAUAGGGGAAUGUAUACAACUUCGUAUUGUCCCAUCAAGGAUACCAUUAUGAUGCACAAGUCGUCAUCACAAGCGUCAUCACAAGUGCCAUCACAAGUGCCAUCACAAGUGCCAUCACAAGUGCCAUCACAAGCGUCAUCACAAGCUUCAUCACAAGUGCCAUCACAAGCGUCCUCCUCGUGUUGCUCCACAAAUUCGGCUCCCUGCUCCCCUACUUCACCAUUGAUUCUAUCGAGUGAGGGGAGAGAAAAUAAGGUACAUUGUUCCAACAGCAUGACAAAGUUGAAGUUGGAAAAUCGCCAUUUCACCAACAAGGCAGACAUUAAGCCAUGGUUACAGAGAAACCUGGCCUCCAUGGGGAUCCAUAUUGUAAUUGAGAGAUCAGAUGAUACAAAGAUUGUCUUCAAAUGCAAGUAUUCGGACAAGAAGCCACUGGAGAAAAAUAACUGCAAAUCCCAUGAGAGAGCAGCUAGGCAGCGGAAAAAGAAGGUUUGCCCCUUUAGAAUCAGGGCCAACUAUUCCAUUCGAUCCAAACACUGGACAUUGGUUAUAGUCAAUGAUUCUCAUAAUCACCCUAUUUCCAGUUUGGACGUCAAUAUAGCUGAUAUUAAGUCCAAAUUGUCGAUAAUUGACCAGAAAAAAUCAAAUCAUCGGGUUACUAAGCCGAAAAGUUUGAAACAUAAAGACCAUUUGCCAGUACCUCGAGCCUUUGCCAUUGACCCCUCAAAUGCUUUAUCGUCAACUUCUCUGACUUGCAAACCCUAUCAUAAUAGUCUCAUACCUUCAAUAUUAAAUGAAAAUACACAUGUAAAGGUUAAACUCCCUCCCAUCUCAUUGCCAGAUAACUCAUUGAAUAACCAAGUUAGACAAAUUGAAGAUACUUUGAAAACCUUCCAACAGGUUGGUAAUAUACCCAAUGUUUCAAAAGAAAAAAUCUUAAAGGAUGUCUGGUGCGUCUUGAAUAAAUCAAUCAAUGAAAUCACCGACUCCAAUUCAGGGAGCUUUCCUCUACCAUUACCCCUACCGUUACCACACCAAAAAAUGGGCAGAGUAUCUCAAAGACAAUCUUUCCAAUUGUUCAAUACUAAUAACAACAUUGAGAAUAAUGUUAUUAAUGGCAAUCUCGAAAAUAGCAACACUAGCAGCCGAAGCAGCAGCAACAGUAUCAACGACAUCAACGACAUCAACGACAUCAACGACAUCAACUUGGCUAGUAAUAACAUGUACUUGAAUAACUAUGCUAAAAGCAAUACCUUUACAUCUCCACAUUUCAAGGUUCCAAGAUACCAAUUUUCAAAUGCAUCUCUUGGACCACUGAUAAAAUCCGCCCAUGAUCGAAACAUCAGUUUGCCAAGUAUCCGAAACCUAGACUCAGGCGCCUAG
Pichia kudriavzevii is the source of this 1506-nucleotide messenger RNA. RefSeq lists its product as uncharacterized. The record is from RefSeq and is a predicted model, not a curated record. The transcript has a single exon. Lineage: Eukaryota; Fungi; Ascomycota; Pichiomycetes; Pichiales; Pichiaceae. Bases 1 to 1506 code for a protein of 501 amino acids. Gene Ontology annotation, molecular function: DNA-binding transcription factor activity, RNA polymerase II-specific.